Messenger RNA from Blastomyces gilchristii SLH14081, 2679 nucleotides. RefSeq lists its product as hypothetical. The coding region runs from base 565 to 1839 and encodes 424 amino acids. The record is from RefSeq and is a predicted model, not a curated record. Lineage: Eukaryota; Fungi; Ascomycota; Eurotiomycetes; Onygenales; Ajellomycetaceae. The transcript has 7 exons.
CUACUGCAGUCACAUGUCUCACAAUCUAUAUAUGAAACCUUACCUUGCUAGAUAGAUUUUAUACUGCCAAGGGUGUUGAUUCUUCUACGCUCUGUACAUGCAUUAUAUUAUUACGAGAUGAAGAGUCAUCGCAUGUUGGCAAGAACAAUGAAUGGCCUUCAAAGGCGGAUUCCAAUAUCAACCCCUAUUUUAUCAUGCCCUAUCCGCGACCAUAAAUAACUAAACGCCAUUUCUGACAACUAACUCAAGGAGCCAGCUGUUGAAGGAGCGACCCGUUCUUGUCGUUGUUGAGAUGGCGACUUCCUGGCCACUCCGACAUAAAAAUGGCAUGAAUAUAUAUAAGUUAGUUAUUAUAUAUAUAUAUAAUGUUAAGGCAUCCCUCACCCUCAACUUGGGGUAUUGGUCUUUUCAUCCUCUGCCUUUUUAAGUCCAAAAGAAUCCACAGUCAUCCAGCGUUGCUCUAAAAGCCCUAUCCAUUAUUUGGCCUCCCAUCUAUCUAUAUUGCAACGUAUUACCUAUGUGGGUAUAGAAACCGGUCAUAAUUGAUCUCCAAGGUUUUCGAGAAUGACAUUCCUAGCUCCCUACACUUCUCUGAUGCGACUUGGUCAAGGGUUCAAUUCCUAUACCCAGCAAAUCUGUAUCGAUGAUGCAGUAAUAGUUCAUGAAUAUAACGAUGGCUCAGAGAGUCAGCAUCGUUGUCUACCGGGCGAAUUCCCGCCAGAUAAUGCUGAUGACCCCAUGAGGGAUGCUGGCGAUGUUACGACGGAAGAGGCAGCUCAACCCGCUGAUGCUGGUUUGCAACCGCCUCCUAACACGAAGACUGAAAAAGUCAAGGCUUCCAACGUGAAUCAGACCGUCACGUAUACUGCUCAUGCGAUCGACAAUCUUGCAGAUGUUGUCGACACCCUCAAUAUCUCCUCAAGUGCCACAAUCAACUAUGCCAACAGCCAUAGCAAUGGUUCCGCUAGUUUCGUAAAAGAAAACAGUAUCAGCGAGAGUGACAUCAAUUUCAUUGUCUCCGUCAAAGUGACCAACGAGCUCCCCAUCCGCCCAACCCACCUGGAGUUUCGACCCCUGGAUGGCUUGGAUCCCGAUCAAUUCCCAGAAAUAUACGGUGAUUGUUUUAUCGCCGGCUUCCUUGAGGGUGGUGAAUUUUCAGCCAUCGUCAGUAUCAAAGUCCAGGACAAGAAUAAGAUAUCUAGGGUGAAAAUGGCGGCGGAGAUGCAGCUUUCUGCUACGAAAUACUUCCAACCCAUGAGCGGGGCAGUGGCUGAUAGGGAGAAUCUGGAUAUUUGGACUGAUACUGAUCUCAGCAUUUCCGUAACCUGGUCAGGGGGUGGGAGCAUCAAAAAUCCUAAAGCGAGUUGGGACCUGCCGACUAUAAUCCAAGCUGCCAAUGACUUCCCAGCCCAAGUUUCGAAGUAUUCACAGAGAACUCAGGCGAUCCUAAUGAGCUACAACUCCGUUCGAUCAUUCCAUGAAUUUAAUGCAAAGGCUGCACGACCUUUUGUUGUUCUGGACUAUCGCUUGUGUGAGCUAUAUACCGCCGAGCUUCUCAGUGCGUUCAUUGCGUAUAAAACUUUGUGGAAGUUGAUCUCAAAAAUGAUAAAAGCUCCCGAUCUUUACCAGACAAAGGAUGCCACAGACAAGGUUCCAAACCCCAUUAGCUGUGACCCGACUUCCCUAAAUCGAGCCAAAAUCGACUGUCGAAAAGGAAUGACCAUGAUCCUUGAAGAAGUACGUACCCCAUCGUUUUCACGAGAUGUGGUGCGUCGCACCGUGGCUAAUAUCAUAGACAAAAAUGCUCGCGCGAAAACCACAUCUUGGUAUGGUCGAUGAGAACGGCACUGUGAGGCAACUUGCCUGCGGUUAUGCCUCCGAACUUGCUGCGCGGCUUCCCAUCUAUAUCGGAUCAUCUGGAAACUAUGCUCACAAUGGUCUCAGCCAUGGAGCUUCCACUGCUGAUGAAAUGAACAUGGUCAAUAAAUACGUCUCAGGUCCUUCGUUUCUUCCGCAACUAGGAGAAAAUCAAGGAGGGAAGCUUCCGCGGGUUACCAAUACAUUCUAUUCCACAGCUUCAAGUACUGCACCAGAUGGACAAGUCGGGUAUCCAAUCACCCACCCCACCCGUGCCAGAGGAAGCUCAAAUGCUGUCGAAAACACCGACGAAAAUUGGGGACAAAUGAAGCGUAAUCGAUCUUGUAUGUCAUCACCUGGGUUCAUCGCUACUGGAAGCCUAAACUGCAUUGGUCUGGUCUACCAUGCCCUGCUCCUGAAAUGUUGCUUCCGAAGGACAAAGAGAGUAAAAUUGCAGACUCCAAGGGGGAGUUCGAACCAGGAGGAUCCGGUUCGAGAGGAUCAAGUAGCAACUAUAUCUGGUGCGGUCACCGUCCCCUGAAGCCUGGUAACUUCACGUCUUCGUAUCUGUCGUGUGUUCUGAAAAUCUGGAAAGUGGACGUAUCGCAUCCUCGUCCUAGAUUCAAUCACUCAAAAAGAAAGUCUAGUGGAAAGGGAAGUCUAGUGGAAACGGAAGGAAAGAAAGCAGGACCCCAUCGGUCACAAGACUGUAUAUUAGAUAGUAGUAUAUAUCCCAGAACGAGCUACAUAAUCGUUCAAUAUAGCUUAAUGACAGUAGUCUCAUAACAUUGCUUCCAAGGUUCCCUUUACAUGAGAGUCACA